Messenger RNA from Cyphomyrmex costatus, 933 nucleotides. RefSeq lists its product as uncharacterized. The transcript has 2 exons. The coding region runs from base 1 to 933 and encodes 310 amino acids. NCBI's taxonomy places the organism in Eukaryota, Metazoa, Arthropoda, Insecta, Hymenoptera, Formicidae. The record is from RefSeq and is a predicted model, not a curated record.
AUGGUAUCAAUAUCAUAUCAAUACUUAAUAGGAUAUACAACAGUAAAGAAUAUCAUAUCAGAAACAUGCGAAGAAAUUUGGAAUGUGUUAUGUCCAAUUGUUCUUCCAUCUUCUUAUACAAAUGAAGAUUGGAAACGUAUUGCAGCAGACUUCGAUCGUGAAUGCAAUUUUCCUCACUGCAUCGGCACUAUAGAUGGCAAACAUAUUGUUAUUCAAUGUCCUGCUAAUGCUGGCUCUACAUAUUAUAACUAUAAACACAGCCACAGUAUUAUUUUAAUGGCAGUAUGCGAUGUUAAUAAUAUAUUUACAUUUGUUGAUAUCGGAGCGUAUGGUAGACGCAGCGACGGUGGAGUUUUUAAAGAAUGCCAAUUUGGUAAAAAAUUUGAACGAAAUGAAAUGAAUGUACCUGAUGCAGAGAAUAUUUCAGAAAAUGGUCCGAAAUUGCCAUAUUGUCUUGUCGGAGACGAAGCGUUCCCUUUAAAAGAGUAUUUACUUCAACCAUAUCCAGGAAAAGGCGGACUGACCAAAGAGAAAAAUAUUUUUAACUAUCGUUUAAGCCGUGCCAGGCAAAAAAUUGAAAAUUCGUUUGGUGCUAUUGCCUGUCAAUGGCGAAUACUGAGGAAGCCAAUAAUUGGUAAAGUAGAAACUGUGGAAAAAAUUGUGCAAGCUAUUAUUUGUUUGCACAAUUGGUUACGAAAACAGGAUGUAAACAAAAAUGAAUACAUUCUUAUAAAUAUGAUUGAUCAUUAUGAUUCCAAUGGCUGCUUUUUACCUGGUUCAUGGAGACAGACCCUUGCAAGCGGUUCUGCUUAUCGUGAAAUACAAAAAGCAGGAUCUUAUAUGAGUUCUAGAACAAAUAUGGAAAUACGAGAAAAGUUUUGUAUGUAUUUUAAUAAUGAGGGAUCUGUACCAUGGCAGAAUAAUUAUGUUUAA